Messenger RNA from Ascoidea rubescens DSM 1968, 3081 nucleotides. It is a transcript of the gene SNT1, whose product is annotated as Snt1p. The transcript has a single exon. The coding region runs from base 1 to 3081 and encodes 1026 amino acids. Gene Ontology annotation, biological process: regulation of transcription by RNA polymerase II. Gene Ontology annotation, cellular component: Set3 complex. The record is from RefSeq and is a predicted model, not a curated record. Lineage: Eukaryota; Fungi; Ascomycota; Saccharomycetes; Ascoideales; Ascoideaceae.
AUGAGAGAAACAUCCUUUUCUAAUAGGGAUGAAAACGACACUCAAAAGGAUAUAGAUUUAGACACUGAAAAUCACAAUAGUAAUACAAAUAGCAAUGAUUCUACUAUCAAUAAUAUCGAUGUUAAUAACGACGGUGCUCACAAUAACAAUAGAGCUUCCAAUAGAAGUGAAAAUGAUAAUGAUAAUGAUAAUGAUAAUGAUAAUGAUAACGAUAACGAUAACGAUAAUGAGGCAGAUGAGGAAGAUAAUAGUGAAGAAGAACUAAGAGAAGAACAAGAAAAAAAUAUCAAAAUGCUUUCACAAAAAAUUCAGCAAAAAACUGAAGAAGAUGAUUUUGAUUAUGAACCCGAAAAUCUAGACGUCAAUGUCUCCAUCAAAGAGUCUGAUGAUAAUCAAGAUCUUAGUCAGAAUGAUGAAAAUAACUGCCCAGAAGUAAAAAUUGAAACCACAAAUCAAGGAAUUAUUUUUAAUAAUAUCAAUUCUACUGAUGAAAAAGAGAAAAAGAAGGAAAACCAAAUUUUACUUCCAGAAAAUACUGGCUCCAAUGACAAAACAAUUUUUAAUAACAGUGGACUCGAAAAAGAUGGAAAUUAUCAAGUUCAAAAGAUAAGCUCCCAAAAUAAUAAGUCAAAUAAACCAUUAUUUUCUGACGUAAACUCUGAAUUUGCUCAAAAGAAAAAAAUACUUAAAAUUUCAAAAAAUCUAGAGAAAAAGUUGGCAGCAAAAUUAGAAAAUGUUAAAGAUAAUGAAAACGUUUUCCCUUUGAAUCGUUUAGAACAAAAACUUUAUAAUUUAAAAAGUAAGCCAGGUUCGGAAAUUGUCUACUAUCAAAAAUAUCUUUUAAAAAAGCCAAUAACGUGUUUUUAUGAUUUGCCCUUUUUUCAAGAAAACAUAUCUGUUCAUAAUAAACUGAUUAAGCAUCGAUUAAUUCAAAAGUUGCAGAUUUUGAAGAGCAUGAUUUACAAAAAAAAGAUUCGUUUAUGUUUUGAUUUUAAGAAUUAUAACCAAGUCUGGACCUCGAGGUGUGAAGAAAUGACCAAUCAGCUAAACCAAAUUCAUCAAAAAAGCAACGAGCUUAUGAAAGCAAUAAAGCUAAAAGAAGAUGAAAUUAUUAAAGACAAAAAUAAAAAGGAGAUUGAAUCAUCGGCAAAAGAAAAAGGUUCUAGACGUGGUAGACACCAUGGUGAUACUGUAAGAUCAGAGGCCGAAUUUCUAGAAGUUCUUGCAUCGUUAAAUGAAAAGGAUCCAGUUUUCAAGGCUCAAAGCGUUGCUGCAAAUAUCCCUGAUAUGAUUUUAAAUCCACUUGAAAGGUUUGGUGAGGAUUUUAUAAAUACCAAUAAUUUAAUAACGGAUGACACAAUUUUCGAAAAAAGAUUGAUUGAUGAUUUAGUAGAUAACUUUAAUGAAAGUGAACACCAAGCUUUUUGUGAAGCUUAUCUAGCCCACCCCAAGAGAUUUGGAAAAGUAGCUAAAGAAAUGGGUGGCUUGAGAACCACAGAGGAAUGUGUGUUGCAUUAUUAUAGAACCAAACAUGUUACAACUAAUUAUAAGGAAUUACUUAAAAACAAGAGACCUGGAAGAAGAGGUGGAAACAAACGUCGUGGGUUCGGAAAACGUGUAGGAAGAAAUAACCAAAAGCCUCUUCAAAUUGAUGGGCAGGCAUCCACACCUACGGGGUUUUCAACUUCGAUGGAAAACAUUACCGAGACUGAAUCCGAUUACAAUGGAGUUAACAAUAUCAAAGUGAAAAGUGAAGUUGUAUCGAAUUCUCAUUCUCGACUGGUUUCAAUCACCCCUGAAUUGCCUUCCAACCAAAAACGCAAACGAAGCAGAAAUAAGGAAAGUGAUGAUGUAACUGAAGAUUUUGUAGAUCAGCAAAAAGAAGGAUCUACCAAAAAAAAAGUUCAUUCUGAUUUUGAGUCUCCCAAUAACUCUAAAAAUGACAUCAUUAUAGAAGUCGACUCUCCUGGUAUAGAUAUUUCUCAAAGAAAAAAAUUAAGAGUUGCUAAAAGAAGGAAAAAAGAGGUUGAAGAGUUUUCAAAUAAUAUGGAAGAAGACCUUGAUAAAGAUAAAAAGGAAAAAGUGAUUACCAGUUAUUGGAGUGUUAAUGAUAUAAAUUUAUUUCCCCGUUUAUUAAAACGAUAUGGAAGUCACUGGGACCAAAUAGCCAAAGAUAUAGGAACCAAAAGUACCAUUAUGGUUAGGAACUAUUAUUCCAAAAAUACCGACAUUAAAGGAUGGAAAGAAUUAAUGAUUCAGGGAGAUAAAAAUUAUCAAAGAAGUUAUGGAGGUAGAAUUGAAAAUAGAAAUGGCUACUCUGAGUUUCUUGGAAGUAAGAGUAUUAGUUAUUCGACGCCUUCAAUUGAGCAAGAAAAGUUUAUCAGAGCAAAUUAUAAAAUGAAUGGUGAUUGUAACCCUUUUUUGACUCAGCCCCCUCUCGGUUUAUUUCACGAAACAUUGAAACAACCCUUCAAUCAAUAUCCAACCGAUCCAAAUCAGAAUCAUGAAAAUAUCUAUCCAAUACCCAAUUUUGGAACAUUUUAUAACAAAUCUUCAUAUAACCCAGAUGAAAAUCCGAUGCCAAUAAAUAUCUAUGGGCAAACCCAAACACCUGUUCAAAGUGCUGGUUCAUCUCCCUCCCCACGUAAUAAUAAUGCAUCAAUAUCUAAUUUUUUAGACAAUGUUUCAAGAAACCCUCAUCAAUCCAAAACCUCAAUUAUGAGCUUAUUAAAUAGCGAUCCAAUAGAAUCGAAAGUUCAUCAUGAAACUUCAAAUAAUGGCUCAGCAUCAAGCAAUGAUCAAUUUGUUUUUUGUUCAUCAAAUACCAGCACAGCUACAAACCGUUUACCUCAUAUUUCUUCAAUUUUAAACAACGAGAAUGAAAAUGAAUUUUAUAGUGGUUCUCAACGCACAAAUUCAAGUGAAAAUCCCUCAAUCAGAUUAUAUCCUAAUAUGUCUGGCAGUUUACCACCACUUGAUACCGAAUCAGGUAAGUAUAAGUUGUUACCUGAUCCUCCUUUGUAUUCUUUUUCUUCUGGAAAUAGCAGAUCUCAGAGUGCAGAAACUAAUUCUAAAAAUUAG